CCUAUGGGGUCCGUGCCCCCCCCUCUCCCCCCCCUCUAGGCGUGGUGUACGACACCUUCAUGCUGAAGCACCAAUGCACGUGUGGGAACACCCACAUCCACCCCGAACACGCCGGGCGCAUCCAGAGCAUCUGGUCCCGUCUGCAGGAAACCGGGCUGCUGGGCAAGUGUGAGCGCAUCCGGGGUCGGAAGGCGACGCUGGAGGAGAUCCAGGCGGUGCAUUCGGAGCACCAUGCGCUGCUGUACGGCACCAGCCCGCUCAACAGGCAGAAGCUGGAUGGGAAGAAGCUGCUGGGUGUGUAAAAGGAA
Molecule: messenger RNA, 308 nt
Organism: Phasianus colchicus (ring-necked pheasant)
Lineage: Eukaryota; Metazoa; Chordata; Aves; Galliformes; Phasianidae
Source: RefSeq, a predicted model, not a curated record